Haliotis rubra (blacklip abalone) is the source of this 950-nucleotide messenger RNA. RefSeq names its product trypsin alpha-3-like. Gene Ontology annotation, molecular function: serine-type endopeptidase activity. The transcript is spliced from 7 exons. The coding region runs from base 70 to 906 and encodes 278 amino acids. NCBI's taxonomy places the organism in Eukaryota, Metazoa, Mollusca, Gastropoda, Lepetellida, Haliotidae. The record is from RefSeq and is a predicted model, not a curated record. Gene Ontology annotation, biological process: proteolysis.
GAGGAAACCUGCGCUAUAAAAGUGCUACUCAUUACCAUGUGGUUUACGGACCAGGAUUAACCUGUAGACAUGGCCACGUUCUGUCUUCUCGCUUUCCUUGUUGCGGCAGCAUCCGCCGCCCCCUCAACAUUGGACAUUAACGCCUCCGGUUGCGGCGGAAACCUCGUCGGUUACAAGUACCCCGCCAAAUACAUUGUAGGGGGCGAAGAGGCUACGCCUAACGCUUACCCAUGGAUGGCUGCUAUGUACUAUCGCGGAUCCUUCCGAUGUGGCGGUUCCCUCAUCAGGGGAAACAACGGAAGGAGUUACAUCCUCACAGCAGCUCACUGCACAGUGAACACCAACGCCAAUCAGUGGGAAAUGCGUCUUGGUCGCCAUAACCUUGCCGCCUCUGAGUCCAGCACACAGCAGCACAUCAACGUAGACCAGGUCAUCAAUAACCCUUCCUACAGCUCCAGCACCUAUAACUGGGAUAUUUCCCUGUUGAGAUUGUCCAGCAACCCGACUGACACAGCAUACGUGAGGCCUGGGUGUUUCCCGAUUGGUGACAUUAGUUCUGGGGAGAAUUCCUUCGUCAUCGGCUGGGGCGCCCUCUCAGAGGGCGGUUCCUCACCAAGCAGGCUUCAGGUUGUAAAUAAGCCUAUCCUCAGCCACCAGACUUGCAGAGACCAACUUGGAUCCAACAGCUACUACGAGAGCAACAUGCUGUGUGCCGGUUUUGAUGCCGGCGGCUCCGAUGCCUGUCAGGGAGACAGCGGUGGUCCUUUGAUGGCGAUCCGUGGAGGGAGAGUCGAGAUCGUUGGUGUCGUAAGCUGGGGCUACGGUUGCGCCAGACCCGAGCGUCCAGGUGUGUAUUCCAACUCUGUCAAGUCAAAGUCCUGGGUGAACGGCAUCAUCAACAACUAGAACCCCACUAUUGUCAAAGAUCAUAAAAUAUCAACUUCCGUUAA